Hansenula anomala is the source of this 1438-nucleotide messenger RNA. RefSeq lists its product as uncharacterized. The record is from RefSeq and is a predicted model, not a curated record. Gene Ontology annotation, molecular function: asparaginase activity. NCBI's taxonomy places the organism in Eukaryota, Fungi, Ascomycota, Saccharomycetes, Phaffomycetales, Wickerhamomycetaceae. The transcript is spliced from 2 exons. The coding region runs from base 362 to 1438 and encodes 358 amino acids.
AUUCCUAUCAGAGUCAUCACCGAACCAUAGAAAUCCAGCUUUGAACGGAGGAAAGUCCCAGACCUCAUUAUCAGGCAAUUGAUUAGCCCGUUUUUGGUAAUAUCCUCGAACAGCUAAAUUACUUGCAUCUACUUAGUUGUUCUAUGAAUUAUGAUUUGACGAUCAUGGGAUAGAUUAUACAGGCAUGGGGGUGAAACCUGAUGUGGUUGACCUCAGAAACUUUGUAUAAGGCAACUCCUGAGAUAAUGACUUUAGUGGUUAGCAAAUUGGCAUCUAUCAAUGAAUAGUAUAUAAAGGGGACGAUGUUUCCUUUUCUUUUUCAAAUACUUUUCACUAAACAACAUCAAUCAAUUUUUCAACAAUGCAUUUUUCAAAGACUCUAUUAACCACAGUUGCCCUUUCAUUAAUCAAGCUAUAUACUAGAGAUGAAAAAAACUCAUCAUUACCAACCGUUAGAAUCUUUGGUACAGGUGGUACAAUUGCGUCAAAAGGUUCCACAUCAGCAACUACAGCAGGUUAUUCAGUUGGGUUAACAGUUGAUGAUUUAAUCGAUGCAGUUCCAGCUUUAAAAGAGGUUGCCAAUCUAGAUUAUGCUCAAAUUUCAAACAUUGGUUCGAAUUCAUUAAACUAUACACAUUUAAUUCCAUUACAUCAUAAUAUUAGUGAAACUUUACAAAGUGAUGAAUAUAAUGGUGCUGUUGUUACACACGGUACUGAUACAAUGGAGGAGACCGCCUUCUUUUUAGAUUUAACUAUUGAUUCACCAAAACCAAUUUGUAUUGCCGGUGCUAUGAGACCUUCCACUGCAACUUCAGCUGAUGGUUCAAUGAACUUGUAUCAAGCUGUUUCAAUUGCAGCUAGUGAUAAAUCACAAGGUCGUGGUACUUUGAUCACAUUAAAUGAUCGUAUUGCUUCUGGAUUCUGGACCACAAAGACUAAUGCAAAUACAUUAGAUACAUUCAAAGCUACUGAACAAGGAUAUUUGGGUACUUUUAUAAAUAAUGACAUUGAAUACUAUUAUCCACCUGCAAGACCUGAAGGUUAUCAAUAUUUUGAUAUUUCAAAUGUUACAGAUGCUUCUGAAAUUCCAGAAGUUAUUAUUUUAUACUCAUACCAAGGCUUAAACCCAUUAUUGAUUCAACACGCUGUGGAGAACUUGGGUGCUAAAGGUAUUGUUUUAGCAGGUUCAGGUGCUGGUUCAUGGACUAAUAGUGGUGAAGCUGUUAAUGAAGAGAUAGUCAAGAAGUACAACAUUCCAAUUGUUCAUUCAAGAAGAACUAUGGAUGGUUCAGUUCCAAAAGAUGAUGCUCCAGAGUACGGUAUUGCUUCAGGGUUCUUGAAUCCUCAAAAGGCUAGAAUUUUGUUACAAUUAUGUUUACAUGCUGGUUACAGUAUGGAUCAAAUCAAAACUUCAUUCAGCUCGGUCUAUGGUGGUUAA